GGCUCCCGGCGCCCUCGGAGCCAAAGGCGCGCGGCGGACACGGCGGGGCCCUCGCGCGGUGAGGACGCGUAGGCGUGUGGGCUCCUGUCACUUCACAUCGCGAACGCUGGCCGCCGCGUGGCUCUGGCCGAGUCUCGCGAGGGGCGCCCCUGUGGCGUUUCGAGCCAGCCGGGCCGCCUGCGGAGAGGGAAGCUCUGCCCUUCCCCUGGCCUGGCGCGGGGCCAGUUCUCCCGGGAAGGGGCCGGGGGUCCUCGCAGGGCCCGGCCGCGGCGUGACCCUGCCGGGGUCCGAACUUCACCGCAGGGCGGCCUGAUCAGGGCCAGGCCCGUGGGGACGCUGGCGUCACGGUGUCUUCCCCCUUCACGCCACUCCUACCAGGCCGACAUCGAGUCUCGCUCCCCAGGGAGGGUCAAGGUCCAGGGGUCCAGCGGCUGCCCCGAGGUCCGCUAGGAGGUGGCGGCACUGGAGUGGCCUUUCUCCAGCCUGCACCGACCCCGCCUUGAGUGCCCCUGCGUGUGACCAACGGUGGUACCGGAGCGGCCUUAGAGACUGACCGCUGCCUCUGAGUUGAGUCUUAAGCCCCUCGUUGGGCCUGGCCGAGCCCCCGGUCUGCGCCUUUCCCCCCGCCUGGAGACGAUGCCAAAGCUGCAGGGCUUCGAGUUCUGGAGCCGCACCCUGCGUGGCGCCCGCCACGUGGUGGCCCCCAUGGUGGACCAGAGCGAGCUGGCCUGGAGGCUGCUGAGCCGGCGCCACGGAGCCCAGCUCUGCUACACGCCCAUGCUGCACGCCCAGGUCUUCGUCCGCGACGCCAACUACCGGAAGGAGAACCUGUACUGCGAGGUGUGCCCCGAGGACCGGCCCCUCAUCGUGCAGUUCUGUGCCAAUGACCCGGAAGUGUUUGUUCAGGCGGCUCUCCUGGCUCAGGAUUACUGUGACGCCAUUGACCUGAACUUGGGCUGCCCACAGAUGAUAGCCAAGAGAGGUCACUAUGGUGCCUUCCUGCAGGAUGAGUGGGACCUGCUCCAAAGAAUGAUUUUGCUGGCCCACGAGAAACUCUCUGUUCCUGUCACGUGCAAAAUCCGUGUCUUCCCGGAGAUUGACAAGACCGUGAGGUACGCCCAGAUGCUGGAGAAGGCCGGUUGCCAGUUGCUGACGGUGCACGGGCGCACCAAGGAGCAGAAAGGGCCCCUGUCAGGUGCAGCAUCCUGGGAGCACAUCAAGGCCGUGCGGAAGGCUGUGGCCAUCCCUGUGUUUGCUAAUGGGAACAUCCAGUGCCUGCAGGAUGUGGAGCGCUGCCUCCGGGACACGGGUGUGCAGGGCGUCAUGAGCGCAGAGGGCAACCUGCACAACCCCGCUCUGUUUGAGGGCCGGAGCCCUGCAGUGUGGGAGCUGGCCGAGGAAUACCUGGACAUCGUGCGAGAGCACCCCUGCCCGCUGUCCUAUGUCCGGGCCCACCUCUUCAAGCUGUGGCACCACACGCUGCAGGUGUACCAGCAGCUGCGAGAGGAGCUGGCCAAGGUGAAGACCCUGGAGGGCAUCGCUGCCGUGAGCCAGGAGCUGAAGCUGCGGUGUCAGGAGGAGAUAUCCAGGCAGGAGGGAGCGAAGCCCACCGGCGACUUGCCCUUCCACUGGAUCUGCCAGCCCUACAUCCGGCCGGGGCCCAGGGAGGGGAGCAAGGAGAGGGCGGGUGCACGCAGCAAGCGGGCCCUGGAGGAGGAGGAGUGUGGCAUGGAAGUCCUGUCCAAGAACAAGCAGAAGAAGCAGCUGAGGAACCCCCACAAGACCUUCGACCCCUCUCUGAAGCCAAAAUAUGCAAAGUGUGACCAGUGUGGAAACCCAAAGGGCAACAGAUGUGUGUUCAGCCUGUGCCGCGGCUGCUGCAAGAAGCGAGCCUCCAAAGAGACUGCGGACUGCCCAGGUCACGGAUUGCUUUUUAAAACCAAACUGGAGAAGUCUCUGGCCUGGAAAGAGGCCCAGCCUGAGCUGCAGGAGCCUCAGCCGGCAGCACCCGGAACACCAGGUGGCUUCUCCGAAGUCAUGGGCAGUGCCCUGGCCUGAAGGCCCAGAACCCCCACCCCCAGGACUGCUGCUGGAGCCUGGACACGUCCUACUUAAGGAAACGCCUUUUACUCAGGGAAUCUCCUGCUACUUAAUGUGGAAAGACACGCCCAUGCCCCCCUUCGGCCCACUCUGGGGCCUGGAGAUGCUGCAGUGGGGAGCAGGCCCCAGGCUGGACCUGCCCUGUCCUCAGCACGCGUGUGCAAAAGCGAACAAUAAAUCAUUUCAAAGAUGC
This is a messenger RNA of Cercocebus atys (sooty mangabey), 2293 nucleotides long. RefSeq names its product dihydrouridine synthase 1-like (S. cerevisiae) (gene DUS1L). Gene Ontology annotation, molecular function: flavin adenine dinucleotide binding; tRNA dihydrouridine synthase activity. The coding region runs from base 637 to 2058 and encodes 473 amino acids. The record is from RefSeq and is a predicted model, not a curated record. The transcript has 13 exons. Gene Ontology annotation, biological process: tRNA processing. NCBI's taxonomy places the organism in Eukaryota, Metazoa, Chordata, Mammalia, Primates, Cercopithecidae.